AUGGCGCAGCGAAGAAACGGCGGCGAGCCGCAGACCAAGGACGGCUUUGCGCCUGCAAAGGGUGAGGCGCAAGAUAAGCAGGUCCGUCUGUUGUCCCAAGACGCUGGCCACUUCUCCCUACUACGCGCCCUCCACUUGGCCGACUUCAUCACUGAGCUCAAUGGCUUCUGCGGCGUCAUGUCCAUCUUCUCCUCUCUCCGCUACUGCACACAAACCGACCACACCGACUACACGAAUCUGUACCUGGCGCUGUCCUUCAUCCCACUAGGCCUCUUCUUCGACUUCAUGGACGGCAAAGUCGCGCGCUGGCGCAAGAAGGCGUCGCUUAUGGGCCAGGAGCUCGAUUCACUUGCCGAUCUCGUCUCCUUUGGCGUGUCCCCAGCCGCCGCCGCUUUCAGCCUCGGCAUGCGCACCCCCGUCGACCACUUCCUGCUCGCCUUCUUCGUCCUCUGCGGCCUCACGCGCCUCGCCAGAUUCAAUGUCACCGUCGCCAUGGUGCCCAAGGAUGCAACCGGAAAGAGCAAGUAUUUCGAGGGCACACCGAUUCCUAUGAGUCUUGGCAUAGUGCAGGUCAUGGCGUACUGGGUCUACAAGGGCUGGACUAUGGACCAGAUUCCCAUGGGCCUGUGGCUCGAGGGCACGGCGCUCGAAUUCCACCCUGUGGUGGCCAUGUUCAUUCUUCAUGGAUGUUUGAUGGUUAGCAAGAGUGUCAAGAUUCCUAAGCCCUAA
Messenger RNA from Bipolaris maydis ATCC 48331, 729 nucleotides. The record is from RefSeq and is a predicted model, not a curated record. Lineage: Eukaryota; Fungi; Ascomycota; Dothideomycetes; Pleosporales; Pleosporaceae.